Molecule: messenger RNA, 855 nt
Organism: Akanthomyces muscarius
Lineage: Eukaryota; Fungi; Ascomycota; Sordariomycetes; Hypocreales; Cordycipitaceae
Exons: 1
Coding region: 1-855 (284 amino acids)
Source: RefSeq, a predicted model, not a curated record
AUGAUUCUGCGCACUCUUUACCGGCUUCCAUACCGAUCUUGUGUCGUCAAUUCAGCAUUCCGAUCACCUAGAAGCAAGAUUGCACAAACGUUGCGGCGCCGCAGCACCACACGCACUAGUGCCAUGUCAACCGCCGCCGCUGCUCCUCCUCCGAAGCCGGAGCUGACCGAGCUGUUCUCAGACAUCGAGACGAGAUUCAAAACCACGCAGCUCGGCGACGAGAAAUGGUACAUUCUCGCCUUGUCCUGCAUCGCCACCGGGCCGGAGCCCGAGUUUGCCGCCCACCUCUACCAGCACCUCAUCGCCAAGCCCGAGUUCCAGAGCAGUGAGUCCCGCCAGCACCUGGUGCGUCGUCUGCGCGAGGCGCUCUUCAAGUCCAUCUGCGUCAUCGGAGUCUGCAAGCCCAUCGAGUCCAUCCUGUCCAUUGCGGCGAUUGAGCGGCCAGAGGAUCGCGAUCUGUCGCAGACGCGCGAAGGCUGGCAGCCUGACGAGGAGAACGAGCACAAGGCCCGCGAGUGGUUCCUCAAGGUCUAUACGCGCAACGCCUCGGACACCAUUGGUCUCUUUGACGCCCACAAGGACUUUGCUUGGACGUCGCUCACAAUCACCUACGGCCUUUUCUUGUCAGAUAGACAGGUCUUGGACGAUGUGGACACACAGCUGGUGGUGCUACCCUGCAUCAUGACCCAGAACUUGAAGCUGGAGACGAACUGGCACAUUCGCGGCACGCGCCGCAUCGGUGUCUCGAAAGAAGACACGCAGGUGGUGUGGGACUCGGUUCAGGCAUUUGCUAGAUUUUUUGAGCUCAAGCUGAACAAGGUGCCUACGGUGGACGAGGUAGAACCAGAAGUGUAG